Molecule: messenger RNA, 3594 nt
Organism: Echinostoma caproni
Lineage: Eukaryota; Metazoa; Platyhelminthes; Trematoda; Plagiorchiida; Echinostomatidae
Source: the annotation of a GenBank genome assembly
AUGUUCGACUGGAUCUGGAUGAAAUCAACACGUGGCUCAAUCUACUUCAAUCCAACCAAAUUGAAGCAAAUGGAAACCCAUGUGCGCACAUUGAACACCGCGAACGAAUUACUGAUGCGAGUGUCAGUGUCCUCUUCUAGUGAUCUAAGUCAGAAAAUAAAAUUUGAUGAAGCUGCGCAAUCAAUUGGAUACCUGGAAGCAUUGUGCCAUAUGGCAUGGCUACGGCUUCUGGAAUUGAUUGCCUGUUUAGAGCACAACUUCUGCGCCGAAUCUAAACCGGUUACUUAUCCCCGUCGCGUACUAUCACCGUUCAGUCCGAAAGGCGCACUAGAAAGUGGUUUUGAAUCGGAACUCAGUCCACAACCAUUCUACUGUCAACAUCACUAUUCUGGACGGUCUUUACGAAUGAGUCAUUCACAAAUCGAAACAGCGGAUAUGCCGAACGACUUGGACACACGUCGGCCGAGGCUCCGCGCCUGUUCGGUUUCGCAGACCUGUCUGAUUGAGCGAUCUACACCACCGUCGGUUGGAGAACAGCCUGGAUUGGAUCAACCACACUCAGAUUCCGGUGACCAAUUUGAAGUUCUGUCCGCCUCAAAGGAGGAUGUAACAAUCCCGAUACCGCCCCUGGACUCCACUACGGCUGUUAGAGAGACACAAAUCCAGGACAGCGCGGAACGCCCUUGUGAAAAGUAUGAUCCCUGUGAUUUGGACAACUUGCAAACUAAACCAGUCACUGGGCCCCCAUCCACAGAGGGCAUAUAUAUGGGCGAACAUACUUUGCCUCAUCAGCGGGCGAUAAAGAAGUCACGGAAGCGGAGAUUUCAUAUUCACCGAAUUACACGAGGCAAGCACUGGACAGGUGCAACUAAUGCCACGCGCAACUGCCGUUCCACACCAGCCCUAUCCAAUGUGCCACCUAUCUACAGGAUUUUAAUGCGAAAGCCUACCAGGCGACUGCUGCUAGCCGUUACCCAGGAUACCAAGGGUAUUAGGCCAGUGACAGAUCGAUCCAAUCAGAAGCCAUUGAACAUGGAACGAUUACGAGCAACACAGGAUCCUCGACUGCGCUGGCAUGCUCGCUGGUUGACCUCCCGAGUGAACAAGACCACAGAAGCAGAUAUGGAAGAUCUAUCUACACAGGAUGUGUCCCUUCACACCACCACUCCUUCAAGCGGUGCUGCCGACUCUAAAAAGGUCGAACCUACAAUGACACCAGCACCGUUUGUACUCGUUCGGCAUAAAUCCAGACGUCAGCCAACAGCCCUGACAAGACAGCUUCGCCGACACGCCCCCCAUCGUCGAUCACACCCGGUUAUAUGGCGACGUGGACCCCGACCAAGGGACCGUAACUCCGCAUUCACCCUCACGGUUCCUCCACCCAGGCCACACUCGUUUUGUGUACCAUAUUCUACCGGAUUGGAUCGACCUCUGGGUCCUGCCCGAGGUAGCCACAGUGAGAGUUCAUCCAUCGACGGGGAUGCAAGCGAUCCGGAAUACCGACUAUGGCAAACUCGAGUGAAAUCCUACCUGGACGCCGCAGCCCAAGCGGAUGAUUGGGUCCGAAGCCAAUAUGGCCCAAUUUAUUUAAAGCGAUACCUUUCUCCACCCAUAGGACGACGCCAACGACCACCAGGAUCUGGAUUAGGUGUGUCUAGUUCGCCAGACGAAGGUAGUCCACAAGUGCGCGAUGAACUUCUUCUGAAUUCCACAGGCGCAGUUGACUCAACUCGGUUGGUGCUGGAUUGUCAAGAACCAUUGUUAAAUUUCUGGGAUGAUUAUCAGGCUCCGCUCUAUUCGAACUCUAGUGAUACCGAUGGCUGUGAACCAGUCAGCACAUAUGCUGAGGAAUUUCCAUGGGAUGAUAUAGCUGCCUCUUGUUUGAGUGAUGCUAGCCAAGAAGAUGUAUUUCUUCGCGAGAUUCAGGCAGCCAAACCCAAAUCAACCUCUUCCGUUCCGCCGCGCUCCACAGCCACAACACCGGGUGAUGAGGUGAACAGUGCGGUUCGAUCGUCAACUAGGAUUGAUGUCACAGAAGCACCGGUAUAUCGACAGGAUACGAUGGAGCUAUCCACCUCAACAUCCGUGUUGUUCAAUCAGAAAUCCAGCAGUUUGGACGCAAGUUUUGAGGUAUGCAGCCAGUCGGCCACCACUGGUGAGUCCAACAAUGUAGACACACAUGAUAGUCCAGCCAGUAAUUCCAACAGUUCGGGGAUAGUAUGCGGUUUACGAACUCAUCCAGACGGGGGUUCACAACCAUGCUUGGACGCGGACACAUCAACCAAGGCCGUUCAAUCCAAUGGGCUACAUGCCUUGGAAAACCAAAUGCGUCACACAGCAUCAUGCAUCUCGAUGUUAGAAUCGCAUUUCCUGGUACGAUUACCGACGAUUGGUCCGGAACAGCAACCUCUUCAGAACGUGGAAACUAAACACAACUAUUUCAAUCCCUAUCUGACGGAUCACCGUAAAUGUCAAACCCUUCCUCGGGCUUCGGCUAAACGCAAGCGGAGGCAACAACUGCUCGCAUGUGAAGCGUGUACAACUGAUGUGAGCCAGCGAAACCGAUUGUCUGCCACAGCCAGUUUAGACGAAUUGUCUCACUGGAGUGACCGAGGACCACGAUUGGAUAUUUUACGUUUUUCCAGACAACGAUUGUUGGAACUGCGUACCCUGUUCAGUCGGUUGAUGCAAAUCAACCCGGGCAAGAUCAAAGAUGCCGGUUCCGUUACUUGUGAAGAGAUGACUUUAUCCCACUGGCAGAAUAGUCUCUCCCAUGUGACUCAUUUGGCUGAGGCGAAUCUCCAACUGCUCACCGAUCACACACUGGGCUCUGUGAUCUGUUCAUCUGAAUGCUCACAUAAACAUUCACCAUCCGACUUAUCAUCAUCUGAAUGGUUAAAUUGUCCCGAGCUGAAAGAUCUUCAAAUGCAGUGGGUUCAGUUCACUGACCAGGCUCGUAACUGGCUACUGCAAUCCUAUUCGCAAGAGGCGACUCAACAGCAAUUGAACGACCUGAAGUCACGCAUUGCCGAGCUCAAUCAGAUCAUGCAGCGUGUCCUGGUCACCGAACCUGUGAUGUGGAAAUCCCAGAUCAGCGAAACACAAGCACCAGUUGAAUCCAUGGGCUCGCAGUUUGAAUUCCAUUCCGCCAGUCAACGGGACUGCGAACUGAGCAGACAGAUUCAUCACUGUAUGAAAGAGAUCGAAGAAAUGGGCGAACGGGUUCAUCAACUUCGUGAAGAAUUUGAACGUCAUGUGAUCCAUUCGCAGGGUAUUGCACGUGACAGUGAGCAUUUACCAACCGCAAAUUUUGUCGCAUGGCGUGAUGACAAUCUGGUGAGCGAGCUGGAUCAAUUGACUCACGAACUAUCAGCAAACCAGCAACGACUAACCUCCUGGCUGACUAUGAAAUCAACCUCUCCCCAAACAGAGGCGCAACAAAUGGAUGAACCGCGAGACAGUUCGGAUGAGCAAGACUGGGAGCACGUGGACUAUCCAGCCCAGUUCGCAGAGGUAAAACUCCGCCUGUUUCCCCCUAGGCCUCUCUUUCCAUCGGGCUACUUGCCUUCCGAAUGCGCUAAGGGUUACAAAUAA